AUGGACGUUGCGCAGGCCGUGGGCGGCUACAUCACCAAGAUCGUGACGCAUGGUAGCGACACCACGUCAACUAAAAUGAAGACGUUGCUCCUAGAUCGCGAAACGGUCGCAAUAAUCUCAACUGCCGUUACUCAGUCGUCUCUACUCAAUCACGAGGUGUAUUUGAUUGACCGCUUGGACAAUGCAAGUCGCGAGAAGAUGCGUCAUCUUCGCUGCCUCUGUCUCGUGCGCCCAUCACCCCAGACAAUACAGCUGCUCAUUGAUGAACUACGCGAUCCCAAAUACGGAGAAUACUACCUUUAUUUCACCAAUGUGGUCAAAAAGUCGGCUCUCGAGCGUCUCGCUGAGGCCGACGACCAUGAAGUCGUCAAGUCGGUCCAGGAGAUAUUUACUGAUUACACUGUCAUCAACCCUGACCUGUUCUCCCUUGGUAUCACAUUACCUCAACAUCGAAUAUGGUCCGCUAGUCCAGAUACGUGGAACCCGGACACCCUUCAACGAUGCGCAGAAGGUCUCAUUGCCGUGCUUCUUUCACUCAAGAAGAAGCCGCUCCUGAGGUACCAGAAGAGCAGUCCCUUGGCCAAGAAACUGGCUUCAGAGGUGAAGUACCUCAUGACGCAGGAGGAACAAAUCUUCGACUUUCGUCGAGCUGACACGCCGCCUAUUCUGCUAAUACUGGAUCGACGCGAGGAUCCUGUGACGCCCUUGCUGACGCAGUGGACUUACCAGGCUAUGGUCCAUCACCUUCUGGGGAUUCAGAAUGGCCGGGUAGACUUGAGCGAGGUGCCAGACAUCCGUCCCGAGCUCAAAGAAAUUGUCCUGUCCCAGGAUCAAGAUCCAUUCUUCAAGAAGAAUAUGUAUCUCAACUUUGGCGAGCUGGGGGGGAAUAUCAAAGACUACGUCGAGCAGUACCAGUCCAAAACCAAGAACAGCACAGACAUCGAGUCUAUCAACGAUAUGAAGCGCUUCAUGGAGGAAUACCCCGAAUUUCGCAAGCUGUCUGGCAACGUGAGCAAGCAUGUUACCCUUGUGGGCGAGUUGAGCAGACGAGUUGGCGAGGAGGAUUUGCUUGAGGUCAGUGAACUCGAGCAAAGUUUGGCUUGCAAUGACAACCAUAAUGCCGACUUGAAGAACAUUCAGCGCUUGAUACAGACAGCGAGCGUCAGCGCUGAAAGUAAGGUCCGGCUGGUAGCAUUAUAUGCUCUGCGACACAGCAAACACCCCUCCAACUCGGUCCCAAUGCUCAUGGACCUCUUGACUGCUGCCGGAGGAGUCGCACCACGCCAAGCCAAUCUCGUCAAUCAUCUCACAGCAUACCAUAGCUCGCUUCACUCCUCUCAAUCACAAGGGGGUAUUUCGGACAUCUUUGACUCGGCAGGGAUCUUCUCGGGAGCAUCGAAUCGAUUCAAAGGGCUCAAAGGUGUAGAGAACGUGUACACUCAACACACACCAUUGCUGGAAACUACACUGCAGGAUCUAGCCAAAGGCCGGCUGAAAGAGCAGCAUUACCCUUUUGUGGAAGGCGGCGGCUCGACCAGAGACAAACCUCAGGAUGCCGUGAUUUUCAUUGUCGGGGGUGCCACCUACGAGGAAGCAAAAAUGGUCACAAGCAUCAAUGCUUCUACGCCAGGUGUCCGCGUGGUUCUUGGAGGUGGAAUCGGCAAAGGCACAAUCAUUCGAGAAAUCGAUGCGCUGGACGGCCUAGCGGGGAGAGUCGUUGAUAAGUCAGGCGUGCAAUUCCACGUUCUGAAUCGGAGAAAGGGUCCGGCUGUCUGGGGUCCGCGCGCCCAAAUCGACCGCAGCCUGUAUAAAAAGCAUAUGAGGGCCGAACUCGAAGCAUAUUCAAAUCUUACAAUCAUCCUCGACAGCGCAUCCGACAUAAUUCUUUCCGAAGAUCACGACACCGACUCGAAAAACAAGAUUGCCGGGGUGAGGCUAGACUCGGGCAGCAUCCUCUCCACGACCAGUGCCGUCAUCACUACAGGCACUUUCCUGGGCGGAGAAAUACACAUCGGACUGCAAGUCUACCCAUCGGGGAGGAUGGGAGAGGCAGCGACUUUUGGUUUGAGCAAAUCGUUGAAGGAUGCCGGGUUUCAACUCGGUCGCCUCAAGACAGGGACACCGCCGAGGAUAGACAAAAGGACAGUCAAUUGGGAUAUUUUAGAGACGCAGUACGGUGAUGAUCCGCCGACCCCUUUCAGCUACCUAAACGACACGGUUGCUGUGCGCGACCAGUUGACCUGCAGCUUGACAUACACGAACGAGGCCACGCACGAUGUGGUCCGCGCGAACCUUGACAAAACCAUACAUAUUCGAGAGACUGUCAAGGGGCCGCGCUACUGUCCCUCAUUAGAGUCAAAGGUCGUUCGAUUUCCGGACAAGACCCGUCAUCUCGUCUGGCUGGAGCCCGAAGGUUUCGAUAAUCCAGUCAUCUAUCCAAAUGGGCUAUCGAUGACCAUUCCAGAGGAAGGGCAAGAACAAGCGUUGAGGACAAUCAAAGGUCUGGAGAACGUCAAAAUGCUACAGCCUGGAUAUGGUGUUGAGUACGAUUACGUUGAUCCCCGGAUGCUGAAAUCAACUCUCGAGACCAAGGCUAUUGGCGGCCUGUAUUUAGCUGGUCAGAUCAACGGCACGACUGGAUAUGAAGAAGCAGCUGGCCAGGGCAUUGUUGCGGGUAUCAACGCUAGCCGUGCGGCUCGUGGACUUGCGGGAGUUUCGUUGUCACGAUCCGAUGGGUACAUCGGCAUCAUGAUUGACGACUUGGUAACCAAGGGUGUCACUGAGCCAUAUCGCAUGUUCACGUCUCGUAGUGAAUUCAGAAUGGCUGCGCGCGCUGACAACGCCGACCUGCGCUUGACGACAAAAGGGCGGGAGUGGGGCGUUGUAUCUGAUAAGCGAUGGAGUGCGUUCAGCGAAGAAAAGAGCGAGAUGGAGAGUCUAACGAAUAGACUUGAGUCGAUGUCUCUCAGCUGGAAAGAGUGGGCGGACUUUGGAAUUAUUGCCAAGAAAGAUACCAGUCGCCGAACAGGUCUCGACAUCCUCAGAACACCUCAGGUCAUUGGUCUCAGCAACAUUGAGCGGCUCAAGGCGGCUUUUCCGGACAUCGAUCGAUUUACCUCCCGUAUCUUUGAGCGGGUCAACCUACACGCCAUGUAUGCACCUUACAUCAAGAUGGCUGCUUCGAGCCAGCAGAAAAUGGCCAAGGACGAGCAAAUGAGGCUGCCAUUGGAUCUUGACUACAACAAAAUCUUAGGCCUGUCCAUUGCUGAGCGUCAGGCCCUGUCCGCCACGCGACCGGAAACCAUGGCGCAAGCUCGCCGCGUCGAAGGAGUCACGCCGUCAGGGUGUCUCCGACUUCUUCGAUACGUGUAG
Emericellopsis cladophorae is the source of this 3372-nucleotide messenger RNA. RefSeq names its product Mitochondrial translation optimization protein 1. Lineage: Eukaryota; Fungi; Ascomycota; Sordariomycetes; Hypocreales; Bionectriaceae. The transcript has 4 exons. Gene Ontology annotation, cellular component: cytosol. The record is from RefSeq and is a predicted model, not a curated record. Bases 1 to 3372 code for a protein of 1123 amino acids. Gene Ontology annotation, biological process: tRNA methylation; tRNA wobble uridine modification; vesicle-mediated transport. Gene Ontology annotation, molecular function: flavin adenine dinucleotide binding.